Messenger RNA from Neospora caninum, 2631 nucleotides. Its product is annotated as putative peptidyl-prolyl cis-trans isomerase. The record is from RefSeq and is a predicted model, not a curated record. Gene Ontology annotation, molecular function: mRNA binding; peptidyl-prolyl cis-trans isomerase activity; protein binding. Lineage: Eukaryota; Apicomplexa; Conoidasida; Eucoccidiorida; Sarcocystidae. The transcript has a single exon. The coding region runs from base 1 to 2631 and encodes 876 amino acids.
AUGCGGUACUUGUCUCCUCCUGACUCGCCGUCCUCGGCGAUCGACGAAGACCCCAGCGGGGCGCCUUCCGCCGACGUGUCCGAGGCGCAGAGUCACUACACCCGGCAGCACUCCGACUGGAAGGCGCGCCUUGGUGGUGCGCCCGGCACCGCCGCGUCCGCCGCUCCGGCGUGCUCUGCCUUCGUUGCUGGCGGAUCCCUCCAUUCGAUGAGCACCCAGAACAAGGCCGUUCUGCUGCCGCCUUCUCUGUCCGGCGCGGCGACCGCCUCUGCGGCUUCCGCUCCUCCCGCCGCGUCUCCGGCCUCUCCUCCCGCCGUCGGAGUCCUGCAGAUGGCAGCCGGUCGCCCCGGAGCGGCGACUGCAGUCACGAGCUCCAGCGCCGCCGCCCUCGUUGCGAAGGCCUUUGGCCGAGGCGGUGGAAACGCAAAGUUCGCCGCAGCAGUCGCGGUUGCGGAGAAGGCUGCCCAGGCGGCGGCCGCAGGCCGAUCGGAGAUCGGUCUAGCCCCUGACGCGCAAGUCGCAGGGAAACCCGUUCAGAGUUUCUCCCACAUCAAGGUGAUGAAGGAGGGGACGUGCCUCGAAAUCUAUUGCCUGCCGGUCUUGUUCGAGAAGAUCGCUCCGCGCGACCGUCUCAUCAUCGGCAGGGGCGAGCAAGCGGACAUCCACACAGAGCACCCGAGCUGUUCGCGGCUGCAUGCCGAGAUCCGGCGGACAGGCGGGCCGGGGGCGCGGUGUACGUACACCUUGCGGGACCUGGGCAGUGGGCACGGCACGUUGUUGAACGGCGGGAAGAUCGCCGCCGGGAAAGAGACUGAACUCGAGGACGAAGACGAAGUCCAGCUCGGCUUUUCCCAGCGCCUCUACAUCUUUUUUGGCGGCAGGGAUUCUACGGAAGAUGUCCCGCACCCGCCCGCGGCUUCGCAACAGGCGACGCGGCGCCAGGGCCAUGGGCCUUCCGACGCCUCGCCCGGCUCGCGGCCGGGGACCGAAGGCUUCCACGGCGGCCCUCACCAGGCAGGGGCGCGUCCCGUGCCGCCUCCGCCGCCUGCAGACGACUACUUUCCUCCGCAUGCACCGGGCGCCUCGUCUCCGGCUCCUGGGCAGCAGAGCUGGGGUAGGGGAGCCGACGGCCCGAGGGGCGCUGCAGGCCACGGAUUCGCAGGCGCGGGGUAUGGGGGCGUGUCGGGGUGGGACAGCGCUUCUGGCUGGUCGCACUCUGCGAGCUUUUCCUCGCCGGGGACGGAUGGCAGAGGCCAGGGAGAGUUUGCCCGUUUCCGCCACGGGACAGGCGACGGGCUGCAGGCAAACGGAGGCUGGGACGCAGAGGCGCCGUUCCAGAACGCCGGCUGGGGUGGGGCAGCGCCAGGCCAGCAGCCGUCAGGUUAUGGGGGCCAGGCGGGGUCGUGGGGGGGACAAGGCGUGAAUGCGUACUACACGCAGGCAGCUCCGGGACACGCCUUCGGCUGGCCUGGCAGUAACUCGGGGGCACAGACACCCGGGGGGGAGCGGUACGCGGAGGGAGAUAGCCCGUCAAUGUCUCCGCGUGUUUCGGGCUACUCUUCCUUCUCUCCGGCUCUUUCAGCCGGCCCGCAGGCAGACGGGAGCGUUCCGAACCAUCCGUUCGCACACGACAGCGGCAGCAACUCAAACCAUAGUUACUCGCCGUUUGCCGGAGAAGACGGCGGGGGGUAUGACCCCGCCGCAGCCGUCUGUGGCGCAUCACCAGAGAAGCCUGCGAGGCCGUUUACCGAGCCAAGAAUGGACAUGGCGGCCAGGAAGAAGCUGUGGCAAAAUCGACCGGACAAGAAAGAGAGUCCGUUGAGCACGCAGCAGGAACUUCUCGAACAUAAGGAGCGCGUCAUCAAGGAACACAACGAGCGUCUUCUUCAGGAGAAACGCGCGCUGCUGCUGCAGAAACAGCAACUCGUUGAGAAGCGGAACCAGAGACAGGGCGGCGAAGACACGGACGCUGCGUCUGCCGCGCCUGCGGCCAAACGCCUUCGUGAGGGUUUCGCGUCGAACCAUGGAAGCGAGGCGGCGAAAUCGUCUCGAGCAGAGGCGGACGGGACGCGCGGAAGCGUUGACGCAACGGGCGGCAGAGCGAGAGGAAGCGAUUUUCCGGAGUCGUCGGAGGCGUUGACGAAGGGCAGAAACGGGCACGGGGGAAAGGGAGGCGCAGACAGCGGGAGCAAGGCCCAGGUCUACUGCUCUCACAUUCUUUUGAAGUUCAAGAGGCGCAAGGAAGACGGGGUAUGGAAGAGCGCCGCUUCAGCGAAAGGGCCGAAAAAAGGAGAGGAGCACAUAGGGCGAGGUGGGUUUCCCGUCACGCGGACCCGCGCCGACGCCAUGAGCACACUCGAAAGUGUUCGUCAGAUCGUUGAAGAGGACAAAACCCAGUUUGGUGAAGUCGCCGCUGAGCUCUCCGACUGUCCAUCGAGUCGAAAGCGUGGCCUCCUGGGCUGGGUUUCUAAAGGCGGGGAAAACGGUUGUGAAGCGGCAGAGAACGAGGAAGGAAACGGUUUUUGCCUCCCUGAGGAGGCUGUCGAGGCCGCGCUGAACCUCGAAGUCGACGCAGUCAGUGAUGUAGUUGAGAGCGAAAACGGAGUUCAUCUCCUUUACAGGAUUAAAUAG